Labeo rohita (rohu) is the source of this 978-nucleotide messenger RNA. RefSeq names its product A-kinase anchoring protein 14 (gene akap14). Gene Ontology annotation, molecular function: protein kinase A regulatory subunit binding. Gene Ontology annotation, cellular component: cAMP-dependent protein kinase complex. The transcript has a single exon. NCBI's taxonomy places the organism in Eukaryota, Metazoa, Chordata, Actinopteri, Cypriniformes, Cyprinidae. The record is from RefSeq and is a predicted model, not a curated record. The coding region runs from base 126 to 605 and encodes 159 amino acids.
UUAAACAAUAUGAGUGGUGAGAAAAUCCAAAAAUAAUAGUGUAAUAUAUUAGUACUAAAAUAAUUUAGUAAAACAUCGCGUUUUAGUUCACGAACUAAUGUACCUGUCCCCUGUCAGUCAUCACCAUGGUAACCGAUGUCAACAUUACCGAAACGCUGACAGCUAUGGAGACGGACAGCGAAGAUAAAGCACAAAGCGAGCCUAAAAUCAAAAACAUCGACUGGAUCUCAUGCAAAGACUUUACAAUCGAGAUCGGAGAGCAACAGAUCAGACAAUACAUGGACACAUGGGAUAUCCAGCAGCCCGGCUGGCUCUACAGUUUGAGGUUUCUCCAGGAGACAGAGCUGGAGUUUAAAACGCAGUACCAGUACGAAGCCAAAUGGAGCAUCCCGACCCCAACCGCCCCGAUCCCGAGAGCCACAGCCAGCGUGUAUUUCAUCCUACAAAUCUCCAAAAUCAAACCCAACACACUGCCUGUGGACGCUCACUUCCUCGUCGAAACCAACAGAUCCAAACAUAUUCCGGGACAAACGAGAUUUAGGGAAAAGUGGCUAAUGGAUGUCAUCGAGAGCAAGAUUUUACUGAUGGACACUGUUGACUUUUAAAGCUUCAAAAUGUGUCAGUUUAACCCGCUGUUUAUGAUUAGUUUCAAUGGAUAUAAACUACAAUGAUUUCACUGCUGCUUCAUAAAUAAAUACUGUACUAUCACUAUAUUUACCACCAAAUGUGCUGGUUUUGCUAGCUUAGAUCGAAUUAUCUAAACACUAAAUACAUUGUUAUCUAUAUAAAAAGUUUGAUAUGUUUAUAAAGAUAACGAUUUGUUGUUCACAUAGGCUAUUUAUAUUAUUAUCAUUAUUAUUAUUUUCAAGAGAGAGGCUGCCUAUUGGACUAUUGCUGUUGUUUUGAUAAGCCAAGACUGCAUGACAUAAAUAAUUCUGCUGUUUUAAGUCGGAGUUUUAAAUAUUAGGCUUAAAAAUA